AAGCUCCCCAGUUGACGAAGACCGAGCGGUUGGAGCCAGAAGCUUCCGGAGACCUAGGGAGAUCGCGUUGAACGGACCUCCGUCGCCGCCGCCGCCGCCGCCGUCGUCGUCGCCGUCGCCGUUUCGGGGGUGGUCGCCGGGCGCGUCCUGGUCGCCUGCGAGUCCUUGAUCGGGGUCGAUUCAGGCCGCAUUCGCAGCGCAGGGCGGGGGAUCGCCGAGAUGGAGGGAGGAGUGUCGGUGGAGGAGGAGGAGAAGAAGGAGUCGAUGUCGUACAGGUAUUGGGUGAGGGAGGCCACGGGGGAGGCCGCGCCCGCUCCGGUCCCGCGGAAGCUCACGCCGCAGGACGUGGUCUCCGAUUCCCGGUCGCCGGCGACCCUCGGUUCCGUGUGGAAUAAGGCCGGAACUUGGGAGGAGAAGAACCUCAAUAAAUGGGCUUCAGAUAGGAUUCAGGAGCUGCUCACAUCGAUCGGCUCACUGGAAUUCAAUGGUGGCUGUGCAGAGAUAUCAGAAGUGUCAAACUGCAGUGGUGAUGCAUUCCUGGUGACUGUGCGGAACAAGAAAAGGGUUGGUUACACUUAUGAGCUGAAGUUAAGAAUCAAAGGAGAGUGGACUAUCAAGGAGGAGAAAAAGAAAGUCAAAGGUCAUUUGGAGAUCCCUGAGUUUUCAUUUGGUGAGCUAGAUGACCUGCAGAUGGAUGUCGGACUAAGUGAGGAAAAGGAUCUUCUGCAACAAGAUAAGCAGCAGAUCUGUAAGGAUUUGAAACAAUUUUUGCAUCCAGUUCGGGAGAAACUGCGUCAAUUCGAGGAGGAAUUGAAAGAUAGGUAGUCUUAUGCUACUCACAAUAAGAUAGGUAGUGUCACGGUAAUUCGACAUUGUCUGGAAGCCUUUAUUUUGGCUGACAGUCAACUGCAAAACUGCUUCUCAGUAUUUAUGAUAAUUCGGAUUUAAUGUCACCAACUCAAUGCCUUUGGACGCAUCCAGUGUGCGGAAGGCUCUUGUAAUGCUUAAAUGUACUGUAAUUGUUCAACAGCCGUGGGUCGGAGGACUUAAUUUUAGUUGUUUUAAGCUGUUCUGUCCCCUUUCAUCAACUUAUCCUACUAUGGUAUCUUCCAUAA
Messenger RNA from Eucalyptus grandis, 1115 nucleotides. RefSeq lists its product as uncharacterized. The coding region runs from base 220 to 825 and encodes 201 amino acids. Gene Ontology annotation, cellular component: cytosol. The transcript is spliced from 7 exons. Gene Ontology annotation, biological process: positive regulation of ATP-dependent activity; protein folding. Lineage: Eukaryota; Viridiplantae; Streptophyta; Magnoliopsida; Myrtales; Myrtaceae. Gene Ontology annotation, molecular function: ATPase activator activity; protein-folding chaperone binding. The record is from RefSeq and is a predicted model, not a curated record.